Molecule: messenger RNA, 4194 nt
Organism: Cyprinus carpio (common carp)
Lineage: Eukaryota; Metazoa; Chordata; Actinopteri; Cypriniformes; Cyprinidae
Product: myosin light chain kinase, smooth muscle-like
Biological process (GO): protein phosphorylation
Molecular function (GO): ATP binding; protein binding; protein kinase activity
Source: RefSeq, a predicted model, not a curated record
AGUGUUCUGCAGACCAAAUGAAUGAAGCUUCAGUCACGGGGAGGAGCCAGAAACUAAAGAGAUGCAGAGAACAGCUCAGGACAGAGGACAUGUGCACAUAGCAGAGACUCAGAGACACAGGAAAAUACAAGCCAACUGAUAAGAACGCUGGGAAAUGACUUGGAUUUUAUGAAACUGGUAUGUAAUGAUAGGAGAAAUGAGCAUUGCUGAUGGGAAGACACGUUAUGUGUCUGCUUUCAGGAUACAGCUGUCAAGCUCCCAGUCAAAGGGGGCCAACGGACAAGUGUCCCAACCCGCACACAUUCCCACAAUCCCCACAGCCGUGAAGAAGCCUGGAGAGACAUCCAAUGCAGUGAGUGGUAACCACAGCCAUAAUAGUGAUCUGGAUCCACCCCAUUUCACUGAGCCCCUAGAGGACUGUAUAGUGGAUGAAGGAAAUGACAUCACACUGAAAGGGACUAUCACAGGGAGCCAGCCAAUCAGCAUUUCCUGGCUUCAUAAUGGUGAGGCUGUGCUGUUUGGUAAAUCUUCAUUAGUGGGAGAAGUGGUGACUUUGGUAGUUAAGGAAUGUCUCCCAGAGGAUGCUGGGGCUUAUACAUGUGUGGCCGAAAACACAGCAGGAAAAACAUCCAGCAGUGCAGCAGUGUGCGUGAGAGACUAUGAAACAAUAGUUGGGAUCCAUAAUGAUAUUACCCUCACAUCUCACUCUCAUCCUGAUUCCUCUCAUCCUCACACUCCUGACAUGCUAAGCGGGGUCUUAAACUCCUCUCAGAACGUCCCAGAGGACAUCAGUGCUUUUAAAGGCCCACAGACACCUCAGACAGGAAGUCCUGUAACAAGCUCCCCAGCACUCAAGAGAGAGGCGCUUGUCAAAAGGAGGAGCAGCUCAGGUCCAGCACCUCCUCUGCAGUUUGUGGAUCCAUUAGAUCGUCUGGAGGUGCAUGUUGGAGAGACGGCCCAUUUGAAGUGUGUCUUCAAAGGCAGCUCUCCUGUAGCUUCUUGCUGGGUCUGUAAAAAAAAAGAGGUGGUGGAAAGCUCCAGGUUUCGUAUUGAGUCCUGUAAUGAAAGCAGCUCUCUGGUGAUUUCUGAAGCCCUUCCUGAGGACUCUGGACGUUACACGAUAUUUGUACGAGAUCGCAAAAGUUCAGCCCAACACACAGUGACCCUGAAUGUCAUUGACCUGCCUCAGCCUCCUGCCUCCUGUCCUGUGGUGUCCAUCCUCUCCCCUCACUCUCUGGUUUUGUCCUGGUCUGGGCCGUCUUACGAUGGUGGCAGUGCUGUGACUGAAUACGUGGUGGAGGUUUGUGAAAACCCAGGUGCAACUGACCAGUGGAGAGAGCUCACAUCCCAGUGCAAGAGCACCUCGCUCAGGGUGACUUCAGGACUCCAGCCUCAAGGAGAAUACUGCUUUCGGGUCAGGGCCUGUAACGCUGUGGGGGUUAGCGAACCGAGCCAAGAGUCCCAGCCAAUCAGGAUGGACAAUCCAGGAGAGCCCUGUGAUGAGAAGCCAGUGGAGUAUGUGACUGUGACCAUCAACACUGUUGAUAAACUUACUGACCACUACAAUGUCCUGGAAAAACUCGGAGUAGGGAAGUUUGGCCAGGUGUUUCGGAUGACCCACAAGGAGACGGGCCGAGUUUGUGCUGGAAAGGUCUACAAAGGUCGUCGGAUAAAGGAGAGAGAGGCUGCAAGGAAAGAAAUAGAGCUAAUGAAUUUCUUACACCAUCAAAAACUCGUGCAGUGUCUUGCUGCAUAUGAUAACAAGGCUGAGAUGGUGAUGGUGAUGGAAUAUGUUUCUGGUGGAGAGCUGUUUGAGCGCAUUGUAGAUGAUAGUUUUGAGCACACCGAAGUGUCCAGUGUGGGCUACGUGCGUCAGAUUCUGGAGGGGAUUCAGUACAUGCACCAGCAAAAUAUUAUCCACCUGGACCUCAAACCUGAGAACAUCGUCUGUGUGGACAGAACUGGAAUUCAGAUCAAAAUCAUUGACUUUGGACUGGCUAGCAAGCUGGAUCCCAACACACCUCUGAAGGUGAUGCACGGCACUCCAGAAUUUGUUGCUCCAGAGGUGAUCAGCUUUGAGCCGGUCUGUCUGGCCACUGACAUGUGGAGCAUCGGGGUCAUCUGCUACAUCCUGUUGAGUGGUGAAUCUCCGUUCCAGGGUGAAAGUGACGCAGAGACUCUGGCUCUUGUGACAGCAGCGCAGUGGGAGUUUGAUGAAGAGAGCUUUGAAGAUAUCACCGACCUGGCAAAGGAUUUCAUUAGAUCUCUGCUCAGCAAAGAUGCCAGGCGCAGGAUGUCAUGUGAAGAAGCCUUGGCUCAUUCCUGGUUGGCAUAUACUUGUGUAGACACCACCAAAAACCUUUCCAAAGACAAGAUGAAGAAAUUCCUGACUAGGCAGAAGUGGAAGAAAACAGGCAAAGCUUUGCUGGCUCUGAAGAGGAUGGCUAUAUUGUCUAAACCAGAGGCUUCCGCAAGCUUGAGCCCUGUAGAUGAGACGGAGCAGGCACUGCAGUCUUUGGAGCUGAAGCUUCAGUGUAAACCUGAGUUCACUAAGACCCCAUCUGACCUGACUGUCCCGCAGGGCUCCAGCGCCCAACUCUCCUGUCUCAUCACAGGUUACCCUGACCCUGAGGUGGUGUGGUUGAAGGACGGUGAGCUGCUGGAGCUGCAGGAGGAGUGUGUGAAGGUGGACUAUGAGGAGGACGGCAGCUGUACUCUCACCCUAGAGAACGUCUCUCCGCAGCACAGCGGCCUGUAUUCCUGCAAAGCCACUAAUGUGCUCGGGGAGGUGCUGUGCUCUGCUACUCUUACUGUAGAGGAGAAAGACAAACAGAUGAAUUCAUAAUGGCAUAAAAAACACAUAAAUACACACACCAGACAGAUUAAAAUAUACUGAUGCAAUUAAUUAUGGAGUUAUGACAUGCUUAUUUUUAGAUUAUUAUUGGACUUUGGUUCAAUAUCAUUAACUGUGAGCAAUUUUUAGCACUGUAUGACCUUUCAACACAGUCUUGAUUUUUCAAAACGCUCAAAUUCUCAUUUAUACAUUUAUUUACACACGGCUUGGUAUCUGAUGGGAAAUGGGAGUCUAAAUAGAUUUAAUGAACUGUUUAAAGUCAGCAUGAAAUGAAAAUUCACCUAUUUUCUAAAUGCAUUAUUAUUAUAUUAUUAUACAUUAAUAUUGUUGUGAACAUUUCAUCCCUGCAUUUUUUUUUCUUAUAAUAUUCAAUGAAAAUGUCAUAACUCAUCAAUAACUCAUGAAACAUCAAUCUUCUUUAGUCAUUUAGUCUGCUUAAAUAUGCCCACAAUUGACUGCAAGCUACAUUAUUAUAUUUUGAGUGCAAUUCCCACAUAUUAAAAUCAACAACAGAUGAAUAGGACCAAGUUCCAGAAGAGUUCGGAAAAUAUCUGACUUGUGACAACUUGCUUGAAAUACAUUCCCAGUGAACUGAGACCACUCAUUAAAAUGUCAAAAUGUCAAGCAUCAUGCUGUUAUUAAUGUCCAAACAGGCUGUUCGAAGACAGACUUUACAGACACAUUUGACAAUAAAAAUGCAGAUUUGAUAAUAAUAAUAAUAAAAAGUAUCUUACACACUAAUCUGUACAUGUGCUUGUUUCAUCUGGUAAGAGUCAUUCUGUUCAUAUGAAUUGUAUAAUGUUAUGAACUUCAUUGGACUCCUCAAAACUGCUCUAUGCUUUGAUCACAAAUUUGGUAACCAAAUGUACAUAUGUUGAUCUCAAUGUAAAGGAAACCUCCUAAGACACAUGCAGGUUUUUCAUGAUAUCUGUUACUGAUGCUGUACGUGCCAUUUUGACAAAGUAAAUCCAUGCUGUGGUCAUUUGACACCAGCCAUUUGCACAUAAGACUGACGUGUCCAUAUCAGUAACACUAAAUGUUGCAGUCCUUUGUGACCACAGUAUUUGUUUGAGAAUGGAAGAGCACAUCUACAAGGCUUUUAAAAGCCACACUUUUAGACAAUUCUGGUUGUUCAAUAGGUAUCAGACAAUAAACAAAUGAUACCAUUUAUUUUCAUAUAUAUAUAUGGUUAUUUGAUGCUUAUUUUAUGCAUGAGAUAUGGGUUUUCAAAAGGCCUCAUGUCAGAAUAGCUAAUCCCACAAGUCAUCAUUUGUUCCUGUUAAAUCACAUUUCCAUAUGAUCUAAACAUAAUUCAGCAGUAAACAGAAUUGUCCCUCUCA